ACUGCAUCGUUGGCGUGCUCUUCAUAUGCUAUGCUUCAAAGUCGGUAUGCAGCCCACCCAAUCAAUUCAUGCCAUGUCCUCUGUCGAGCCCCUCGCUUUGUCUUGAUCGUCUGGAAAACUUACCCCUCUGCAGGGUCCCCCUCUCUUGGCAUCAUCAUCCAAACAUGCACAUCAUCCCUUCUACCAUCUCCCAAAUUUUCUCCUCGCCCUUUCCCCCAGCGAAGCGGAAUCAUUGUAGGCGCUUGUUCGAUGCAGAAACGAUCUAUGAGACGUAACCACCCAAUGAAUGCUCAUAGCGUUGCCAAUUCUCCCCCGAGGGAAAUUAGUGCGAGAAAAUCACGUUUUUACUCAAUCAAGAGUUGGGUGUUGCAAACUCUACGAUUUUGUGUUGGCGCUCAGGAAAUCAAAGUAGACUGUGUCUACAUAGUAUGCUAG
Periconia digitata is the source of this 435-nucleotide messenger RNA. The record is from the annotation of a GenBank genome assembly. Lineage: Eukaryota; Fungi; Ascomycota; Dothideomycetes; Pleosporales; Periconiaceae.